Molecule: messenger RNA, 2427 nt
Organism: Scylla paramamosain (green mud crab)
Lineage: Eukaryota; Metazoa; Arthropoda; Malacostraca; Decapoda; Portunidae
Exons: 4
Coding region: 138-881 (247 amino acids)
Source: RefSeq, a predicted model, not a curated record
GUUCUGAAGCUAUAGGCACAGGUUAUAUACUCCCUUUCUCCCUCUCCCUCAUUCUCUCCCUAUCUCCCUCUCCUCCCUUAUUCUCUCUUGCUUUUCGCGCCUUGAAUCGGAAGGCAUACAGUAAAAGAAAGUUAUAUAUGCAUGCAGUUAGGAAUGUUGGAAUAACUAUUGAAGAAUACUUUACUACCAUGCCGCAGAGAACCAGCAGCAUCCGGGUGUGGGUGUGGCGGCUGUGGGCAGUGGGUGCAUUACAGGAGACAGUGGAAGCAUGGUUCAAGGCAUGGCUGGUGGGCAAGUUCCGGUCACCAUACAUGUGCAGAGUCUCAGUGACAGAUGGAAAGUGGUGUAUGGUGCCCUCCCUCACCCAGGCUGCAGCCCGCCGUGUUCCUGCCUGGAUGUGUCAGUAUGAUGCAUGGUGUGGUGAGUAUGUCUUCCUUGGGACAACGCCACCUCUUAUCACACGCCUCACUGUGCUUCUUGCUGCCUUACUCAUCUCCCUGCUGGUGGUGUGGGCUCCACGCCUCCUCACCUACAGACCCUCACAUCCACUACUUGUGUGGAUGCGACGCCAAACCACACGCCGUGUACUGUUGCUUGUGGCAGUCAGUGCUGUCCUCCAGCUCACUCUUGACCACUGCCUCCUUGGCCUCCUGCUGCCACCUCGCUUCCUUCUAAGCCGUCCUGUCUCCCUGCUUUCCUUCAUCAUUGCUCAACUCCUUAUAACUAUAGCUCUGGUGAAGCAGGUCAGACAGUCCUCACAACUUCACACCAACCCACACAUCCAGGUCCACCACAUGGCCACAAUACAAGAGGAAAGAGAAGCUUGGGAGGCCACAGCAUCCUGCCCAAGAGCCACAUACCACUUGGCAGACCCAAGUUGAUGGCACUCACCUUCACACCAUAAUAUGUAAGGCCUUCCUUUAACAAAACUUCACUGAGCAGAAGAGUUGAUGAAUCCAAGAUGUUUUAGCCAUAUGCAAUGUGCAGUAGUCUUGCCAUUCACUCAGCAACUGUGGUUUCAUUUGUUUCAAUGCCAAGUGCCACAUAAUGACCAGAUGAUGUGUAAUGGAACACUUCCAGGAACAUGAAACAGACACCUCAACACUCAAUAACCAUACAAUGGAGCCAUAACCAUCAAACAAUAGGUUAUGUAACUUUUUUUUUUAUCUAUUCACAUUUUUCAUACUUACCUUAAACACUCAGCUGACAUUCUGUAGGAGAAUUUUAUUUAUGAUUCUCCUGGUACAGGAGCAAUACUGCUCUACUAACCCAAAUCAAAGAUACAAUACAAAUCCCAGAGCUUACUCAUGACUAACCUGGUAAGGAAGGACAAAUUCAAGUCACUGGGAAAAAAUUAGCAGUAGUAGAUUAGACUGGUAGGAUCUGAAAUGGUAAAAUAUAAACCAAUUAUACUUCAUGACCUACUUUUUAUUGAUUCUACCAAACAAUCCUCAGCUGUAAAGUUUGUCAACUUCAAUAAUUACAUUUUUCUUUACAUAACAUUACAAUUUUCAUUCAAGAGUAUUAGUUAAUGCAACAUGACCUUUAAAGAAUUCUAGCAGAUCUCUGACGACUAACACCAUGUUCUCAAACUCUCAAGCAAAACAUUUAAAGGCACUCAUUACCAUGUUUGCUAUAGAACUUUUCAUGGAUUUUCAUUUCUGAUAACAUUAAAUAGAUAUAUCCUAGUACUGUAUAUAAUUAGGAAACUUUAUUUCUGCUUAAGUCUGCUGACUGAAGUAGUUCUCAAGAUCUGUGUCAAUGUCUGAAUAAUUUUGUUAAAACAAACAAAAAGUCAGUAAACUAUGAUAUAACAUCCUUAAUAAAUGUGAAAUCCUACCUAUUCCACUCUCUAAAAAAUACUUAUAUUAAUUGCAUUGAUAGGUUCUUCUCUAGAGAAAUAUAUUGUAUUAGGUAACUUUUUUACAUGUACAAUUAAGAUCCAAAACUCAAAUCAAGAGGGAAAAAGUGACUGGAAGUAUUCCUGCGUGGCUGUUUUAUCCUAAUUACUUUUCUCAUGUCUUUGCAUUAGCAUUUCAGUAUAGCCCCAUUUAUGCACGAGCUUAUGUGGAAUACUGCACAGAAUUCAAUAAGAAUAAAGGAAGGAAUAAGGUACAGAGUUAAAGCAAUGAACACAACAUAGAAUAUAAAGAUAUUAAAUGUACACUUCUGUGGCUGUUAAGUCCCAAGUGACAAAAUGGACAGACAAUGAAGUGUUAUCACCUUGGAGGGAAUUUAUAUUUUGAUAUCAAAUGUGCUGAGGCUUUGCUGAUUUCUCAUAACUUGUUAGUAUGUAGUAUAAUCACAGUUAAUGCUAGUUGUAUCAGCAUCUUCCUGUAUUUCUUUGUAUCUCAUGGUUUCAUUCAAGUGAAGUAUUCACUGUUUAUGAUUUCAGUAUUAAUGAGUAAAAGCAUGAUACCCAAGAAA